Messenger RNA from Pistacia vera, 650 nucleotides. RefSeq names its product protein PELPK1-like. The transcript has a single exon. Bases 57 to 500 code for a protein of 147 amino acids. Lineage: Eukaryota; Viridiplantae; Streptophyta; Magnoliopsida; Sapindales; Anacardiaceae. The record is from RefSeq and is a predicted model, not a curated record.
UGCCCAUUGUUUACAGAUUCCAGCUAGAGUCUUGUACCUUCUGCUAUCUUCCAAAAAUGGCAUUUUCUAAAGAUUUUCUGGCUCUUUGUUUGUUGAUAGCACUAUCAAUCUCCAGCAUUGACAUGAGCCUGGCAGCUCGCCAUCUUUUGGACACACCGGCAGCUCCACCUCCAGCAUUAACACUGCCUACAAUUCCACCUCUGCCGAAGGCCACAUUGCCUCCAUUGCCCUCAGUGCCAACUUUGCCUAAGGCCACAUUACCGCCAUUGCCCUCGACUCCAUUGCCAACACUGCCGACGCAACCAACUCUUCCAAAGCCCACGCUGCCACCUUUGCCAAGCACCCAAAUCCCAUCUUUGCCACAACCUACAUUGCCCACCAUCCCCGCAACCCCUAAGGUUACACUGCCGCCAUUGCCAUCUACUCCUCUGCCCACAAUCCCCACCAUCCCAACAACAAUACCAACCAUUCCAUUCCCCUCCCCACCCCCAUCUAAAUGAGCUAAUAGCCCUUGAAAUGCCACGGUUACCGGUUAUUACCACCAGUUAGAAUGUUUCUUGGAUGUGUUUCAAGUCAGAUAUCGUGGGACCUGCCGUGGCACAAGUGCUUUUCUGCUGGACUUGAGUUAGUCCAUAUAUAUUUGUUUUAGU